Messenger RNA from Juglans microcarpa x Juglans regia, 756 nucleotides. RefSeq lists its product as uncharacterized. The record is from RefSeq and is a predicted model, not a curated record. NCBI's taxonomy places the organism in Eukaryota, Viridiplantae, Streptophyta, Magnoliopsida, Fagales, Juglandaceae. Bases 1 to 756 code for a protein of 251 amino acids. The transcript has 3 exons.
AUGACAGCAGCUGGAGAACCUCUCCGUGAUUCCGAGGUGGUCUCCUACCUUCUCAACGAACUCAACUCUGAGUUCGAUUCCUUUGUGAUCUCUAUCACCACAAGAGCAACUCCUAUCAGCUCUGUUGAACUCUUCAAUCAUCUCCUAACUCUCGAAAGAAGAAUCUACACUCUAGUUAGCAAGGCAUCCUCCCCAAUCCCUCUGUGGAUCUUUCGGACAAAAUAUCAUGCCGACAGAAGCAUAGAACGGCGCAAGGCUAGACUCGUUGCCAAGGGGUUCCACCAACAAGAUGGAAUCGAGUACUCAGAGACGUUCAUCCCAGUGGUAAAACCCACCACUAUCCGUCUUGUUCUCUCUUUAGCAGUGUCUCACGGAUGGCCUCUCAGACAGUUGGACAUCGAUAAUGCUUUUCUUCAUGGGUCACUCACCGACACAGUGUACAUGUCUCAACCUAUUGGCUUCAUUCAUCCUGAAUAUCCAGACUAUGUUGUCAAACGCCUCCUAAGAUACCUCAAACAAACCAUAAACUUUGGUAUUUAUCUCCAAAAAUCAUCUUCACUUCAAAUUCAAGCAUUUUCAGAUGCGGAUUGGACUGGUUGCCCAGAUAACCGUCGCUCCACGGGGUGCUUUUGCAUUUUUCUGGGAAGCAAUCUGGUUUCAUGGAGUUCUCACAAGCAACGAAUAGUUGCUCGCUCAAGCACUGAGGCCGAAUACAAGGCCCUUGCAAACACCACAGCCGAAGUACUUUGGCUUUAG